GCGCUGUCUUGUGACAACAGGAGGACGAGAGACGACGGCGGCUCGGUGAUGCUGGGCUGACAAAAAAGUCGAUUUUUGCACUGCCGAUGGAGUGAUUUAAAGCAGAGAAAAGGCACCAUGGCUGCGAUUAUUAAAGAAACUCAAAGCAUAAGAGAAGCGGUGACUUUCAUCAAUGCCAUUGACUUGAACAAGUUCUCCAGACUCAUCUCCCGCAUCAUACAGAGGCUUCAUCUUAAGGGGGAGCGUACGUUCAGUGAAGAGGAGGAGGAAAAGUUGCAGACAGCACUGUUAUUGGACAAAAAGGCUCUUAAUCUAGUCCUGGAAACGGCUUCAUUCAUACUGGAGCAGGCAGUGUAUCACAACGUGAAGCCGCAUUCUCUGCAGCAGCAGUUAGAAGCAGUUCAUCUGAACCCAGACAAGGCUGAGGUGUUUUCCCAGACCUGGGCCACCGCUGGCCCUGAGCUGGUUGAGAGGCUCCGCCAAAGAAUCUUUGCUCCAAAGAGGUUGGAGCACGUAGGCUGGCAGUUGAACCUGCAGAUGGCUCAAUCCAGCCAAGCCAAACUAAAGACUCCUAGCGCUGUCCUCCAGCUGGGGCUCCACACAGAAGACUCCGAGGCUCAAGAGAACAUCUUUGUUGAGUUCAACCACCAGGAGCUACUUGAGUUCUACAACAAGCUAGAGAUUGUGCAAGGCCAGUUGGACUCCCUCACUUGAUGCCUGGGGCUCAUUGUCCUCAACACACACACACACACACACACACACACACAGACACACACACACACACACACACACACACACACACACACACACACACACACACACACACACACACACAGGAUGGUCUUUGCUGUGGCCGUUCAGAGAGGCUUGUUAACUGAUUAAAAAGAGACAGAAAUCACAGUUUUGCUGCAGCAGUUAUUUCGUGUCUGAGUCUUGGAGAGGCACUUUUCUGUGUUCACAGUCGCAGCACCCGUGUCAUAACAAGUUUUUAAAUGUUAGUCUGUAUCUUUACUUGUCAAGGGACUACACUGUAGCGAGGCCCACAUCAUAUUUCAAAGGUGUUUUCUAACUUACAUAUAGUUUCUCUACACGGUGAAUAAGAUCACUUGGUGUUUGAUGAUGCUGAUGAUGAAAUAUACCACGAAACAUCGUGAAUGAUCCAGUCAUCAGUACAAAUAAACAAUAAUCAAAUGUAGGACUUCAAUUAUUGUAUAGCCAAAAAAAACCAAAAAACCAAAACAAAACAACAACUGUGAUUUUAAUGACAUUAAAUUUCAACGUGGGGUUCAGAAUAAAAUCAUCUAGUUUUUUUGGUUUUAAACAGAACAACGUCUGUGUGAUUUCAAUAAAAGCUGAAGUUGAUGUAGAAUCA
Molecule: messenger RNA, 1372 nt
Organism: Lampris incognitus (smalleye Pacific opah)
Lineage: Eukaryota; Metazoa; Chordata; Actinopteri; Lampriformes; Lampridae
Gene: commd10
Product: COMM domain containing 10
Exons: 7
Coding region: 118-714 (198 amino acids)
Source: RefSeq, a predicted model, not a curated record